Molecule: messenger RNA, 3786 nt
Organism: Musa acuminata AAA Group (dessert banana)
Lineage: Eukaryota; Viridiplantae; Streptophyta; Magnoliopsida; Zingiberales; Musaceae
Product: receptor-like protein EIX2
Exons: 2
Coding region: 39-3632 (1197 amino acids)
Molecular function (GO): protein binding
Source: RefSeq, a predicted model, not a curated record
AGAGCGAGCUGCUUUAGGAGUAGAGCUCACCGUUAAACAUGGGCGGGAGAACCCCUCUUCUUGUCCUCACCUUUUCUCUUGCUGUUCUGAGCAUUGAGCUUGGGAUUUCUCAUGGCUUCCGAGAGACGGAGAGGAAAGCCCUCAUCGACUUCAAGCGUGGACUUCAUGAUCCUUCCAAUCGUCUCUCUUCCUGGGUCGGCGAGGACUGUUGUGCGUGGGAAGGAGUUGGCUGCAGCAACAUCUCUGGUCAUGUUAUCAAGCUGGAUCUUCGAAAUAAACGUCGGACUGAUCUAACUAAGGACUGCACUCAUCAGGAGGUGUACGACAUGUUGGAUGAUGAUCCAGGAUGCAAAUGGGCAGUGCGUGGUGACAUAACUCCAUCACUGCGUUCUCUCCAACAACUUAAUCGCCUGGACCUCAGCGGCAACUAUUUUAUGCAUAAACCUAUCCCAAAGUUCUUGGGAGCUUUCAGAAGACUAACAUAUCUUAACCUCUCAGGUGCAGGCUUCGUGGGUAGAGUACCUGACCAGCUCGGAAAUCUAUCCACUUUGCAGCAUCUCGACCUUUCUUAUAACUUCUAUGGGGAUGAUGAAGGUGAUGGCUUCUUCUUCUUGUACCUUGAGAACACGAGAUGGAUCUCUAUGCUCACUUCCCUUCGGCAUCUUAACAUGACUCGUGUCCGUUUUACAAAUGCGGCCAACUGGUUCCAAGAUUUGAAUGCACUACCACAGAUACAAGAGAUUGAAUUAAGAGGUUGUGACUUAGGGACCUUUCCACGCUCGCUGUCUCAUGUCAACUUCACCUCUCUCACCACUCUUGAUUUACGAUACAAUGAUAUAAACUCCACCAUACCAGAUUGGGUGUUCAGUAUUACUAGCCUCGAGUUCCUUUAUCUUGGUGGGAAUGAAAUAUACGGAUUCUUUCCUGAUUCUGUUACGAAGUUGACUUCUCUUAGGGCACUCGACUUGUCUGGGAGUGAGUUCCAAGAUGGCUUCAUGCGAUUAGCUCCUAUAUCCAACCUCUGCAAGCUCCAAAUUCUCGAUCUAAGCUAUGUGCCUAUUAACGAUGUGUUUGCCAAUCUAAAAAUGGUUUUCUCUGGAUGUCUUAAGUAUAGUAUGGAGGAAUUGGACCUCAGCGACACCCAGCUGAGUGGUUCCUUUCCGGAUUGGCUAGGGAACAUCAAGAAUCUUAAAUCUCUUGAUCUUUCUUUCAACUCUAUCUAUGGAUCAGUGCCUGCAUCUAUCGGGAAUCUAUCAUCGCUGCAACAUUUGUAUUUAUAUUCCAAUGAGUUGAAGGGGACAAUUUCGAAAGGAAUCGGACAACUGAAGAGCCUUGUUGAUUUGGAUCUCUCCAAUAACUCGUUGAGCUUAUCGGAGGACGACCUAGCUAAUCUAUCGAGUUUGAAAUAUUUGGACAUUUCAUACAACUUCAUUGAAUUGGAUAAAAGCGAUGAUUGGAUCCCUCCUUUUCGGCUUCAAAGUCUCUUCAUGGAUUUCUGCCAAAUCGGGCCCACGCCCCAAUUUCCAAAAUGGCUCCGAACACAAACUACUCUUCGUCAACUAUAUUUGUCAAGUGCAAGUAUCAAAGAUAUGUUUUUCGAUAGGCUUCCUUCUAGUCUUGAGUAUUUGGAUCUCUCCAAUAAUUCUUUAUCAGGACAUCUUCCUCCAAAAAUAUUAAACAUGAUGCCAAGACUCAAAUAUUUGGAUCUCUCCAACAACAAGAUUACUGAAGUAAAAGACAUGAUUCUCGAUGGGCAUCCUUCUAGUCUUGAGUAUUUGGAUCUUUCUUAUAACUCUCUCCAUGGAUCACAACUUGUAUCUCUUGGAAACCUCUCUAUGCUGCAAUCUUUGGAUUUAGGAUCCAACAAUUUGAAUGGGAUGCUUCCGGAAGGCAUCAAAUGGUUGAAGGGCCUCGUCGAAUUGGAUCUCUACAAUAACUCGUUGAGCUUAUCGGAGGUCCAAUUGGCUAAUCUAUCAAGUUUGAAAUAUUUGGACAUUUCAUACAACUCUAUAUACUUGAACAAAAGCGAUGACUGGAUCCCUCCCUUUCAACUUAACACCCUUCGCUUGGGAUUCUGUCAAAUAUUGCCCAGGCCCCAUUUUCCGAAAUGGCUCCGAACACAAACCACUCUUGGUGAAUUAGAUUUAUCAAAUACAGGUAUGAAAGGAACGAUUCCCAACUGGCUUCCAUCCGGUCUCGAGUAUUUGGAUCUCUCCAAUAAUAUGAUUGGCGGUGAUGUACCAUAUUAUUUUUCAAAUCUAACUACGUUGGAUCUCAGCAAUAACUCGUUAUCAGGAUAUCUUCCUCCAAAAUUAUCAAUCAUGAUGCCAAGUCUGGAAUAUUUGUCUCUCUCCGACAAUAAUAUUAUGGGUGAGAUGCCACAAUUCUUUCCAAAAAUCUCAAACACAAUGUCAAGUUUACGAUGGUUCGAUCUAUCUGCCAAUAAUCUGAGUGGUGGCAUCCCCUUCUCUUUUUGUCGAAUCAAGUCUUUGGUAGUGCUUAGGCUUUCUAAAAAUAAUUUGUCAGGGAAGCUUCCUAAUUGCUGGAAAAAUUCUUCAAAUUUAGUUAUCUUAGACUUAUCAAGCAACAAAUUACAAGGAGGACUUCCUGACUCCCUCAGCAAUUUACAAACUCUACAGUCACUACAUCUGAACUACAAUAAUUUUAUGGGACAAAUCCCUCUUUCUUUCAGAAAUUUUACCGGAUUGGUUACUCUUGAUCUGGCUCACAACAAAUUCGUCGGCAAUAUACCAAAUUGGAUUGGAGAAAGCCUACCAUACUUAAGGACUCUCAACUUACGCUCGAAUGCCUUUACUGGUAGCAUUCCUCAGUUAUCUCAUCUUACAUCUCUUCAGAUAGUGGAUCUCUCGAAUAAUCAUCUUUCGGGAAUAAUACCAAACAGCUUUGGCAAUUUUAGUGCGUUGAAAGGCUCUCCUUCAAAGGAUUUGUACUUUCAUAAUAUUUACUAUGAGGAUUACAUGUGGCUCUUCACAAAAGGAAGUGAACUCGAAUACAACACCAUGCUACUUUCAAUCGACACAGUCAUUGAUCUCUCCAACAAUGGUUUGUCCGGUUGCAUCCCUAGAGAGUUGGGAAAUUUGCAUGGCUUGCGGAGCUUAAAUCUAUCUGGGAAUUACUUAACAGGGGAGAUACCAAGCAACAUUGACGGAAUGCAACAGCUAGAAAUCCUCGACCUCUCAAGAAACAAUCUCUCGGGUACAAUUCCUUCAACCUUGGCAGAUUUAAAUUUCUUAAAUGAUUUGAACUUGUCAUAUAAUAAUCUCUCGGGUAAAAUCCCCACUGGGAGCCAAUUGCAAACUUUAAAUGAUCCAUCUGUCUAUGCUGGCAAUCCAAAUCUUUGUGGCCCUCCUCUCCCCAAAAAUUGUACGGUGAAUAUAGCGAAGACUGAUGGAGAAGAGCAAAAUGAAAAUUCUUCUGAGAGUAGAAUGGAAACACUUUGGUUAUACACAAGCAUUAUCUUAGGAUUUAUUACUGGAUUUUGGGCGAUUUGUGGAAGCCUUUUGUUACGACGGACAUGGAGGAUCACGUACUUCUGUGCCAUUGAUAACAUGUUUGACAAGCUAUACGUGGUGAUGGUAGUGACUGUGGCAAAAUACAAAAGGAAGCUUUGAUGACUCUAUUGUUAGAGGGGGUCGAUAUGACUCAUCCUACUUAAGCAAUAGCACUGGCAUUGGUAUCGAUCACGUUCAUGAUUUGCAUGUCUUUUCACAACACACCAUCACAUGAUUUUAAUUUUUCCUUGUUGUGCAUGCUAUAGUGACUCUG